Messenger RNA from Peniophora sp. CBMAI 1063, 693 nucleotides. NCBI's taxonomy places the organism in Eukaryota, Fungi, Basidiomycota, Agaricomycetes, Russulales, Peniophoraceae. The record is from the annotation of a GenBank genome assembly.
AUGAAGCAUGUGUACGGCGUGAAGGCUCUGGAUGCGCGUUUCAAGUGCUUGCCUGCAAACCAUCAGCUACGCCAAUUCACUAAAGGCAUCUCAGGCAUGUCCCGCGUUUUGGGAACCGAAAAUCAAGACAUCGCGCGGGUCCUCCUCGGAAUAGUCAUUGACGCACCGCUUCCCUACAACACCCAUAAGAAGUGCAUGUACAACUGCGCCGCGCUCAAACUGUUCCACGAUAACAAGAAGAUCUUCUCCGACCUCGGCGCCUGCAAACACUUCAACCUUCCAAAGGUUCACGCCCUCUUCCAUUACUUCGAGUCCGCCCGGCUUCUCGGAACUGCCGACAACUUCAAUACAGCCUAUUCAGAACGACUCCAUAUUGACUAUGCAAAGAUGGCAUGGCGUGCGUCGAACCGCAAGGACGAAUACCCUCAAAUGACGCUGUGGCUCCAGUGUCGGAAACAGAUCCGGGCUCACCAGAUGUACAUCCAAUGGCGACUACAAGGACGACCUCCGAUUGAGAACAUGGCUCAGGCGCCACUGCCUUGCGCACCCAAACUCAAGAGGAUGAUCCCGCGCUAUCCGAAUGUACCAUCGCUCUCCUUUGCCAAGGCUGAGAGCCGGUACGGUGCCGAGGACUUCGAAUCAAAGUUGAAGGAAUGGGUGCUGAAGGAGCUCAAUCCGGCCACACCGGAUUGA